AUGGUCCAGAUCAGUGAAGUGAAGGGCAAUUCGCGCGAGAACAGAACCGCCGCGCAUACGCACAUCAAGGGCCUCGGUCUCCGGCCAGAUGGAACCGCAGAGACAACUGGCGAUGGAUUUGUUGGACAGGGUGCUGCCCGUGAGGCAUGCGGUGUUGUUGUUGAUCUGAUCAAGGCGAAAAAGAUGGCCGGCCGUGCCGUGCUUUUGGCCGGUGGUCCUGGUACGGGCAAGACAGCUCUGGCUCUUGCCGUAUCGCAGGAACUGGGAACCAAGGUCCCAUUCUGCCCCAUUGUCGGCAGUGAGAUCUACUCUGCCGAAGUGAAGAAGACGGAGGCGCUGAUGGAGAAUUUCCGGAGAGCAAUUGGUCUCCGUGUCCGCGAAACCAAGGAAGUGUACGAAGGCGAAGUUACGGAGCUCACGCCCGAGGAGGCCGAGAACCCAUUGGGGGGAUAUGGACGGACGAUCAGCCAUUUGAUCAUCGGACUGAAGUCUGCCAAGGGCACCAAGAAGCUGCGCCUGGACCCCAGCAUCUACGAGGCCAUUCAGAAAGAGCGUGUCACGGUGGGAGACGUCAUCUACAUUGAGGCCAAUACCGGCGCUUGCAAGCGUGUGGGACGCUCCGACGCAUAUGCGACCGAGUUCGAUCUGGAGGCGGAGGAGUACGUCCCGGUGCCCAAGGGUGAGGUUCACAAGAAGAAGGAAAUUGUCCAGGACGUGACGCUACACGAUCUCGACAUGGCCAACGCCCGGCCGCAGGGCGGACAGGACGUGAUGAGCAUGAUGGGCCAGCUGAUGAAGCCCAAGAAGACCGAAAUCACGGACAAGUUGCGCCAGGAGAUCAACAAGGUCGUCAACCGCUACAUCGACCAAGGUGUUGCAGAGCUUGUCCCUGGUGUUCUUUUCAUUGACGAGGUUCACAUGCUCGACAUCGAAUGCUUCACGUACCUCAACCGGGCCCUCGAAUCCACCAUCUCCCCCAUCGUCAUCCUCGCCUCCAACCGAGGCCACACCGUCAUCCGCGGCACGGACGAUAUCUCGGCCGCCCACGGCAUUCCUCCCGACCUCCUCGCCCGUCUCCUCAUCAUUCCCACUCACCCCUACACCCACGACGAGAUCAAGACCAUCAUUCGCCUGCGCGCGAAGACGGAAGGCAUCACCAUCACCGACCCGGCCUUGGACAAGGUAUCGGAACACGGCAGCAAGGUCAGCUUGCGCUAUGCCCUACAAUUAUUGACCCCCGCCAGCAUCCUUGCCCGGGUCAACGGCCGGCCGGGUGGCAUCGAGGAGGCCGACGUGGCUGAGGUCGAAGAUCUCUUCAUCGACACCAAGAGAAGUGCUUUGAUCGUUAGCCAGGAUGACGACAAGUUCCUGAAAUAG
Molecule: messenger RNA, 1377 nt
Organism: Aspergillus aculeatus ATCC 16872
Lineage: Eukaryota; Fungi; Ascomycota; Eurotiomycetes; Eurotiales; Aspergillaceae
Gene: rvb1
Product: RuvB family ATP-dependent DNA helicase pontin
Exons: 4
Coding region: 1-1377 (458 amino acids)
Biological process (GO): regulation of transcription by RNA polymerase II; chromatin remodeling; box C/D snoRNP assembly
Cellular component (GO): NuA4 histone acetyltransferase complex; R2TP complex; Ino80 complex
Molecular function (GO): ATP hydrolysis activity; DNA helicase activity; ATP binding
Source: RefSeq, a predicted model, not a curated record